This is a messenger RNA of Plectropomus leopardus (leopard coralgrouper), 1165 nucleotides long. NCBI's taxonomy places the organism in Eukaryota, Metazoa, Chordata, Actinopteri, Perciformes, Serranidae. The record is from RefSeq and is a predicted model, not a curated record.
GUAGCGCCAGUUUGACCUUUAUUGGAGUGUUUUAACCACCGGUCGCUGUGGCGGCGACUCCGUCCGCUCUCAUUUAUGUCUCUCCGUCAUUACACCAGACAAGAUUUUAAUUAUUUUUUCUAAUUGGGUGGGAACGGGACAGCUGGUGAAGAUGGGAGGUAAUGGCAGCACCUCCAGGAAAGUGUCAUUCGGACUGGACGAGAACGAGAAGGUCACAGUAAUUGAAGGAGUGAAGCUCUCAGAGGAUGUGCUCCGACGAAUGAGGGAUUCUCAGGGGUCUGACAGCGACAAGCCACCACCAUCUCCACCAGAUAGUCACGAACCACCACCAAGUCCAAAACCAACAGGACCCUCCGCCGCAGAAAUACAGGAGGAAAUCCGCAAAAACUUUGAGCGUGAACAGGCCCUGGUGCAGGAGCAGUUGGCCAGACUGGCUCAGAGGGAGAGAGAGAUAGGAGCAACUGCAGGACUGGAUGAUCUGACCCCUGCCCUCCUCAUCGAGAAAGGAAAGGCCCAUGAGGAGAAAGAAAAGGCCAAGCUACUGGCCAGACAACUGCAGAAUAAAGAGAAGGAACUAGCCAGCAUAUCCAGCUUCUACAAAGAGCAACUAGAAAUACUGGAAAAAAAGAACCUUGACAACUACAAGCAGGCAGCUGAACAGUACAACGAGGCAGCUACUAAAGCUGAGGCCCACAUCAGACCUCGACAGACUGCAUCUGUGUGCAGUGAGCUGCAGGCCAAGGUGCUCCAGUGCUACAGAGAAAAUCCACAGCAGACCCUGCACUGCUCCAGCCUGGCCAAACAGUACAUGACCUGUGUCCAGCAAGCCAAGAAGGGAAAAGGCAAGUAAGCAAGAGUGCGCUGACGAAUCACGGCUAAGAAACCCAAAGAAAGCAGAAGCAAGAGGAGACGUGAAGAAGGAGAGAGCAUAUCAAAUCCGUCCAUUUCUCGCCUCCCACUGUCCUUCUAUCCAUCCAUUUAUUUAUCCACCAUCACUGAAUAACCCCCUCCUCUCUCCCACUCACCUUUCUUCUUGUUUUUUGAGUGUAUUAUCUUGACAUGUCACUUCAGAGUGUAUGAUGUGUUGAUUUAUUGUUACAUUGCGCUGGCACACCCCAGCCGUCGAAGAAAUAAAUCCCAGUGAUCUGGUGGUGAUGAGACUGCA